This is a messenger RNA of Lachancea thermotolerans CBS 6340, 1386 nucleotides long. RefSeq lists its product as uncharacterized. The transcript has a single exon. Lineage: Eukaryota; Fungi; Ascomycota; Saccharomycetes; Saccharomycetales; Saccharomycetaceae. The coding region runs from base 1 to 1386 and encodes 461 amino acids. The record is from RefSeq and is a predicted model, not a curated record.
AUGAAGAAUCUGAAAGAUGAGCCGUUUAAGCUAGCGGUACUUGGUGGUUGCGGGACGGGCAAGUCCUCGCUCGUGUCGAGGUUGACAGUCGACAUGGUUCACGAAGUCCACUACCCAACUCGCAAACAGAAUAACUGGCUGUUCACUUUUGAACCUGAAAACGUGUUGGCCAAAACCAUCAUGGAUGAACAGCCGCACAAGCGAAGGCUACUACAGAGUGGCAAGUCGGACAGGUCGUUUUUCAAAUCGCCGCAAAUAACUCCACAUAUAUUGUUGUCGCCUGUGCUAUUUCAGGCUUUUGCCCAAGAAUGGACCGAAGCCAAGGCAUUGGCGCGACAACCCACACCAAAGCUUGAGAGUCGGGUCUCAACGGCAAGCAACAGGUUUUACACGUAUCAGGACUUACCCGAGAAUGGUGGAUCUUUGGACCAGUCCAAAACUACGUUAACCAACUCCGAUACAAACAUUCUCAGGACCCAGUUACACGCAGACAUGUCUGCCUCUAAGGACCUUUGCCCAGUUCCUAGCGGUUACAAGCCUCCCAAUAUUAAGCCAGUGACUGUUGACGUUGUGGAUACACCCGGUUUCAAACCAGAUAUGGUAGUGCCCUUCCUGGAAGUUUCGAUGUUCCGUAACCUCGACAAAGACGUUUUGAAAGGGCUUGCAAACGAACCGCGGAGGCCGGUAUCUACUACAAGUCUUUUGGUGGCAUCAGGAGCAUCAGAACUGAAUGGUAAGAUUAACGGAUACAUAUUCGUAUACAGCGCUGUCCCAGAACUCAACAAGGGAGCGCUACCACCAGGUUAUGAUAGUACCUGCCAGGAGAAGCCAGCGUCGAAUCCAACCCAGGACCCGGAUAGCUCUUCGCUCAGAUCUGUAACUUCAUCAUCAAGUGCAACAAGCGCAAUAGGGCGAGAAGUCGACGGCGGGCUGUCACUCCUUACAACUAUACGCAACUGUAUCCUGGAUGCUUGGUCUGAGUUCCGCGAUUACCAAGAUCGGUGGUCUCAGGGGAAAGAAGGCGACGUGUACUCGUUAAUGUACAGUUUCAAGCAAAUGUGGAAAAACCAGAACGCUAGGAACGAAAAGCUGAAGCAGCUACGUAGUUUCCACACAAAGCCAAAUGCUUUGACGUGGGACGCAUCCUCACCUGACUCUCCGCCACCCUGCAUUAUAAUAUGCACACAUGUUCUCGAUCAGUUGGCGAGCCCUUUGUUAAUCGAGCGUGGCAAAGAGUUAGCAAUACAAUGGGGAUGCACUUUUGUGGGUGUUGAUACAGUCGACGACUACAACGUUGACGUCGCUCUAGGCCUGAUACUGAGAGAAGCCGCAGAAAGGGAAAACAUCAUCAAAAUGAUGGGCAAAGGCAAGAGCAAAGCGAGAUGA